AUGGAAUAUUGUGAUGGUGCACAAAUAAACGAUGUAGAUUAUUUCACAAAUAAUAAUAUAAAUCGUUAUGAAGUCUGUCGCAAAUUAGGCGCCUUAUUUAGUGAAAUGAUAUUUAUCAAUGGUUAUAUUCACUGCGACCCGCAUCCUGGAAAUGUUUUAGUUCGAAAAGCUAUAGAUGGACGCGUUUCGAUCGUUCUUCUGGAUCAUGGCCUUUAUCUGACAACGGAACCGGAUUUCCGAAUAAAAUACGCAAAACUGUGGAUUGCUUUGUUAAAGCCAGAUUUGAAUGAAGUCAAGGAAUGUGCACAAGCAAUGGGUGUGGGCGAACUGUACGGCCUUUUUGUCUGCAUGGUAACAAAUAGAUCGUGGGAUGCAAUUAGUCAGGGCAUCAACCGAACCACUGCCACAGCUGAUGAACGUCAAGAAAUAAAAGCUUAUGCAGCAACACUGAUUCCUGAAAUCUCACAAGUAUUGGAGCGAAUGCCGCGAUCGAUGUUGUUAAUAUUGAGAACGAAUGAUCUGUUGAGAAGCAUUGAAUAUCGGCUAGGAACACAGGGACGUGCAGAUACAUUUGUGCAGAUGGCACGAUGCUGUGUUCGUUCAGUUCAUGAGCGUUCCGCUGAACAGAACAAAUCUUGGUUUGCAAGGAUUUCGAUUUACGUGCGUAUGUACAUUGCACUUUUCGCGAUCACUGUCUACGAGUACUACCUGAUGCUUACGAAUCCAUUUUAUGCGAAAGCAGUCCAGUGA
Messenger RNA from Gongylonema pulchrum, 750 nucleotides. NCBI's taxonomy places the organism in Eukaryota, Metazoa, Nematoda, Chromadorea, Rhabditida, Gongylonematidae. The record is from the annotation of a GenBank genome assembly.